Molecule: messenger RNA, 1368 nt
Organism: Scaptodrosophila lebanonensis
Lineage: Eukaryota; Metazoa; Arthropoda; Insecta; Diptera; Drosophilidae
Exons: 3
Coding region: 74-1186 (370 amino acids)
Source: RefSeq, a predicted model, not a curated record
AAAUUAUCGCAGGAAGCGGAACAAGCUAAUCAAAUUGUUCUAACAAAUUAUUAUUCGUGCUUAUUUUUAGAAUAUGCUACGAGUGCCCCCCAUAAGUAUAUCAAGUUUAAGGCCAUGUGGUUUUUUGUUAAUACUCAGCUCACUCAUUAUAAAUGAUUGCAAUGCCCAUGGAAGGCUUAUAGAGCCUCCAAGCAGGGCGUCUGCUUGGAGAUAUGGAUUUCAAACUCCACCAGAUUACAAUGAUCAUGAGCUGUAUUGUGGCGGUUUUACGCGCCAGUGGAAACACAAUGGUGGAAAAUGCGGAGAGUGUGGAGAUGCUUGGGACUUGUCAGAGCCAAGACCACAUGAGAACGGAGGCCAAUGGGGACAGGGGGUGAUUGUUCGUAGGUACUUACCCGGAUCCGAGAUGUCUAUUAGAGUUGAAUUGACGGCCAGCCAUAUGGGAUACUUUGAGUUUAGAUUGUGUCCUGAACCUAAUGCUAAGCAGACGUGCUUAGACAAAAAUAUUCUGCAUAUUAUUACGGGUUUUCCAUCACAGCCAAGUCCGACGGAUGCCGAUUUUCGGUUUUAUCCUCGAAAUGGUAGCCUGAUAUACACUAUCAAAGUUCGUUUGCCUGAAAUAACGUGCAAUCAAUGCGUACUACAGUGGCGGUAUGUGGCAGGAAACAAUUGGGGAACAUGUGAUGAUGGUACUGGAGCGGUCGGCUGUGGGCCACAGGAGGAGUUUCGCGCUUGUGCGGAUAUUGCGAUUUCAACGGAGAUUCAUACAAAUAUGCGUCCUGUUAGACCAACGUAUUAUACAACCGCUACACCAUCUGUACACAUGAACAAUACAAGCAUAGAGCGGACACAAAAUGAAUCGUUUAACUUUACGAUACUGACUGGAGUCAUAAUUGUAUUGACCAUUUUAAUCCUGAGUAUAUGGUACCUAUACCGAUGCCAUCUGUCUAAUAUUAAAGAGUGGACAAAUUCGUUCUCAAGUCGAUUCUGCAAGAAGACAAGGAAAGGUAACACUCUAGUAACUUUAACGCCACCCAAAGUUAUGCCUCUAUGUAUACCAGUAAGUUCACUGGAAAAUACUGCCAGAAACCAGACGCCUCACCAACCACCGCCUGUUCCACCACCAAGAUGUAAACGUCAGUCGCGAAUCAAUAACAUGUUAGUCCAUGAAUCCAGUAUUGCUUAGUGAAAAACUCGCUUUGCUCUGUGCUCUAUAAUGAGAUUGAAAUUUUAAGACUUAAUCGAUGAAAUGCAGUACUGCCUUAUUAAUAUUUAUUUCUGUUUCUUGUAGCAUAAUUUUUUAAGUAUUUCUAUGCAUUUUUCUCAUAUUAUACAUACAAGUAUAUUUAAAAAUUGCUAGAUCCAUAC